Molecule: messenger RNA, 1065 nt
Organism: Rotaria sp. Silwood1
Lineage: Eukaryota; Metazoa; Rotifera; Eurotatoria; Philodinida; Philodinidae
Source: the annotation of a GenBank genome assembly
AUGUCCCAUGAAGGAGGUAUUAUUUGUGCUGGUACAAUUGUUAUCGAUUAUGUUAUAAUUGUUGAUCAAUGGCCAUUGGAAAAUUCUUUAUCAAAUAUUUAUCGUGAAACUAAAAGUGGUGGUGGUGGUCCAUUCAAUAUUCUCAAAGAUUUACAUUCCAUGGACGUAAAUUUACCAUUAUCUAUUGUUGGUUUAUUAGGUAAUGAUGAUAAUGGACAAUGGUUAAUUGAUGAUUGUAAAAAAUCUAAUAUUGAUAUUAAUCAAUUACAUAAAACUAAAGAUAAUACACCAACAUCAUAUACAUAUGUAAUAAGUGUUGAAUCAACUGGUCGACGAACAUUUUUUAAUCAACGUGGUACUAAUGCAUUAUUUAGUGAUAUUCAUUUUGAUUUUAAUUAUUUAGUUAAUAAAAAACAUUAUAAUUUAUUUUAUCUUGGUUAUUUAACAAUACUUAAUCAAUUAGAUCGUAUUAUUGAUAAUGAAACAAUUGCAGGAAAAGUACUUAAACAAGCAAAAGAAUAUGGUUUAGAAACAAUAGUUGAUUUUGUUAGUGCACAAAAUGUAUUAUAUACAAAAAUUGCAGCAUUAACAUUACCUUAUGUUGAUCAUUUAAUUAUUAAUGAAAUUGAAUUAGGAUAUAUUCUUGAUCAAACAUUACAACAAGCAACUAUUGCACAAAUUGAACAAGCUGCAAGAAUAUUAAUUGAAAAAUAUCAUGUACAACGUACAGUAACAAUUCAUUUUGAUUGUGGUACUGUUUGUAUUAGUCGAGAAAAUAAUCAAAGAUUAGAAUGUUUUAUACAAGGUUCACUUUAUCUUCCUAAAGGAUUUAUUAAAGGUGCUGUAGGAGCUGGUGAUGCUUUUGCAGCUGGUAUUAUUUAUGGUAUUUAUAAAAAAUGGCCUAUACAAGAAAGAUUAUCUUGUGCUGUUUGUGUUGCUGCAAUGUGUUUAAAUGAUGAAACACCUUAUGCUGGUGUGAAAAAUAUUGAAGAAUGUAUGAAAUUAAAAGAAAUAUAUCAAUUUAGAAUUUUAGAUGCAACAUCAUGUAUUAAUGAUAUUAAAUAA